Messenger RNA from Leishmania braziliensis MHOM/BR/75/M2904, 3063 nucleotides. RefSeq lists its product as hypothetical. Bases 1 to 3063 code for a protein of 1020 amino acids. The transcript has a single exon. NCBI's taxonomy places the organism in Eukaryota, Euglenozoa, Kinetoplastea, Trypanosomatida, Trypanosomatidae. The record is from RefSeq and is a predicted model, not a curated record.
AUGUCGUACGACACAAACCUGCAUCGCACCUUCGACUACCAGCUCUCCCCUGCGCCGCUGCGCAUCAUCGACUGGGCCCCGGUUAAGUCGAUCGCUCGGUCAGUGCUUCAGCCGGGUCGGGGUGCCAAGGCGUUCACGCUCGUCAGUGACGCCACAUCGAACGCGCCCUCCGUGGCGGCAACGUACGUGCAGCAGGAGAAUCAGCAGCGCGUGCAUGGAAACUGCGGGCCCUCGGCCACAGUCGCGGCUACAGCCGAUUCGGCAGCGCCUGGGGUGCCGCUCUCUGUCAUAGGGGAGUCAGCUGCGUCCGAGUUCCCAAGUCUCUCCGUGGCGUCGCCGUAUGACACCCCCGGAAUGAACAGCGGCGCAGCAGCCGCGGCUGGAGGAGGUGGCGGUAGCCAUACGGAGCUCUACACUCUCCAAGUAGAGGAUGCCCUGGUACAACAGCAGCAGCGACAGCAGUUGGAUACGUGGGCAGCCACACCCGGUGAACUGGCCGGAGGGGCGACCAUUGGCAACGCCGCGGCAACACCAGCGGUACUGAAGCACACGCUAGCCCCCUCGGCUGAGACAACGAGCGGUAUGGCAGUUCCUGCAACAGCCGUAUUGGCAAGCAGCUGCUGCAAUAGCGCGCAACGUACUGGUACCUCCACGCCUGCGACCAUCAUGGACAGUGCACAGCGGUUACGCGCGUCGCCAUCGUCUUCGGUGGCGCCCUCGCUGCUGGCGAAGGGUGUGUCACACUACAGCGCCGCGGGCAUGAUGUACGGCUUUGACUCGGUGUAUCACAAGGACUCCUUUGGCGUUAUGACGGGCCUUGUCACCGGUGCUGGAUAUCACCAGGUGAACACGUGUUAUCGGCAAGAGCAGUCGUCACCACCGCGGCGUACAGAGAAGGCAAAGGGCGAGCAUGGGUGUUGGACUGGGGUAGCAGCAACAACAGCGGGGACUUCACAGACUUUGGCUACGGUGGCUUCUCCGACACUGCAGUCUGGAUCGAUGCCGAACUCUACUGCGAAUCGAAGCUCCUCGGAGCAGGGGCCUAGCGGUGCCGUGGACACCGUGGUGGGGACCAGCGCAGUGGAGCUGCAGGCAGCAGAGGCCACUGUGCCGCCUUCACCGCCCACCCACAAGUCGUGGCUGGGGCCGGUGAUAGCCUCUCAACGUCACGGCCACCUGCAGAUCUACAACGCGCUUCAGCUGUUCUGGUACUGGGGGGCGCGACGGUGGACCGGUGUGCUGAACGUGCGUGUAACCCCGCUACCGGCCACUGAUGCACUACUGCCCGUCUGCGAGUACGUGGCACGCACAGUGAUGACGGAGUGCUCGAUUGUAAUCGACGACCCCAUCAUGUACAUGCACGGCUUUGUCGUGAUGCUCGGGCGGCGCACACGGACUGCGGAGGAGCUGGGCAGCGGCCACAGCACCGGUGACUCUGCCUCGAGAGUCGUGGUGCAGAACUGCAAUGGGCUCUACCAGUCAGAGCCUUCUCAGGAUCAGGUAGGGUCAAGGCACCCCCUCGUAGCAGCAGCAGCAGCGUCUCUCACGAGCGGGGCCGCCGACACGGCCACCACAGGUACUCGACACCAUCCAGCGGAAGGAAUUGGUCACUUCUCCACGUCACCCGCGUCAGAGGAACACAGGGACGCUGAAGAUCAGAGGGUCGGUAUGUUCAUUGGGGGCACCUCGGCCGAGUCACCAGGCAGCGCAGGCGUAGCCAGCAGUCCGCCCUCCCCUAAAGAGACCCCAUCGCCGCCGCACAUGCACUCACCUUCGAUGCCUUCGGCACGGCACCGACUCAGUAAUCCUCCCACUGAUCGCACGCCCACUGACUCGGAUCACGAGCACAGUGCAGCGCACUGUAACGCCGCCGUACCACCAGGCACCGCCACCAACAACACAGGCGUGGUGCCGAUGCCCGAGUGGCUCUACUGGUACCAGCGGUGCAUGCUAGAGACGACAGAUGAGUGGCUCUGGAACCGCGCUGCGUCUGAGGUGGCCGAUGAGGCCUCGCGCUCCGCUACACCGUGGUGGAAACCGCGUCACAUCAAAAUGGGCGUUGGGCUCGCGCUUCGCUACCGCAAGCCUCGCGGGGUGAAUGUGUAUUGGGGUUGGAGUGCACGAGUGGGACGCGGCCUGCACUUCUCUGGUCACAUCGAUGUUCUGCGCCGCAUGAGCUGUGCAGUCAGCUCCACAUUCGGGUUCCUUGACGUGAGUGUGCGGCUCCGCGUGAACCUUGUCACACUUCACCAGACGGCCUUGGAUGCGGGUGUGUGUUGGCGACCCAUGCCGCAGGUGCCGGAGUUUGCCGUUCGGCUGGCGACAUCGGCCAACGGCACGACCCUUGGGGUAGAGAUGGCGGACGUGGCACCCAAGCUCUACGGCCCUGUGAUAGGGCGGCUGUCAGAUUGGCGCUCGCGGCGCCACCACGCAGCGACAGCUGAGCCACAUGCUGCGGGUAUAGAGAAGGGCGGGGAAGCGUGCGUGGUCGUCGCAAUACCCGAUGUCGCUGAACUCCCUGCCAACUCUGACCAGAGCAGCGUCUGCGGAGGCGCUCCUCCUGGAGUGGCAGACAGCAGUCGGGAAGAUCUAGUAGGGCUUCUGCCCAUCACCUGGCACUACUUGAAGGGCACCGGAUCAACCAUCACUUCCGCCUUCUCAACUGUCAAGGCUGCCGUCAUGAACACGCUGGCAGCCGUGCCAUCCGCAAGCAGCAGCACUGGUAGUAGUGGCAUUGGCGGCAAUGGGGCGAACACUUCUACAGCACAAGGUAAUGUGCCCGAUAUGCGGCGUCCACCUGUGCCGCUCUCCGCGACCCCUAUGUUCAGCACUCCUGCAACGCCGUCAACACUACCAGUGAAAGAAAAGCUCUCCCGCAUCGCGCUCCCGGCUGGACAGGCAAGUCUGCGCUAUGCCCGAAACGCCUGGCACGCGCUGGUGGACCUUGGAUGGCUGGAGAAGAUGUUAUCCACAUCUCACGUGAACGUGUCGAUAGGCGUGACGUCGGAACCGAGCGACCGACACCGUGAGUGGGGUCUGUUCUUCAUCAUCAGCGAAAAGUGA